CAGCAGCAGCAGCAGCAGCAGCAGCAGCAGCAGCAGCAGCAACAACAACAGCAGCAAUACGAACAGAGCCGACAGGCAAACGACAGUGGCUCCACAGCGGACAAGACAAUGGAUUUCCGCCGGGGUCACUUCAAGCGUGACUCCUCGCUGUCCACCACCUCGUCGUCGUCGGAGGAGAGCCUGUCCAAGGGCCUGCAGUUUCCCGAUCACACCAGCGUCGAUGCUGGCGGCCCCUCGCUGCGCCAGCUGACCGCCCCGCCCACUGGCGCUGAUGCUGCGAGCAGUAGCACGCUAUUGACGUUGGCUGUCAAAACGCAGGCGCAGGCGCUGCUGCCUAGCCUCGUCUCCAACCUGGUGCAGUGGGGUGCCAGCGAGCUGGAUAGCACCGCCAAGCGGCGCCAGGUGACGGCCCUGGACUCGUCCGAUGAGAGCGACUUUGAGAUACUCGAAACGGACGAUUUUAAGUAAACUGCUGUACGCAGCGCGGCGUAUAGUAUUACCAACUAA
Molecule: messenger RNA, 507 nt
Organism: Drosophila navojoa
Lineage: Eukaryota; Metazoa; Arthropoda; Insecta; Diptera; Drosophilidae
Biological process (GO): regulation of gene expression
Cellular component (GO): nucleus
Molecular function (GO): sequence-specific DNA binding
Source: RefSeq, a predicted model, not a curated record